Molecule: messenger RNA, 2753 nt
Organism: Magallana angulata
Lineage: Eukaryota; Metazoa; Mollusca; Bivalvia; Ostreida; Ostreidae
Product: ribose-5-phosphate isomerase-like
Exons: 8
Coding region: 55-870 (271 amino acids)
Biological process (GO): pentose-phosphate shunt, non-oxidative branch; D-ribose metabolic process
Cellular component (GO): intracellular membrane-bounded organelle
Molecular function (GO): ribose-5-phosphate isomerase activity
Source: RefSeq, a predicted model, not a curated record
ACUGAAAACGGUAACAACUUGUGUUUUAUAGCUAUCUUCUUCCUCCAUGUGCUGAUGUUUUCAUCCGGCAGGGUGAUUACCCCGCGGAAGCUCUUUCAUAGGUCUGCGGUGUUCCGUGCGACUUGUCAGAGCAGACAGUGUGUGACAAUGUCCAACAUAGAAACUGGUAAAAAAGCCGCAGCGUUUGCUGCAGUUGACGAAAAUAUAAAGAAUAACCAGAAGGUUGGCAUUGGAAGUGGUUCCACUGUGGUCUAUGCCGUGCAGAGACUUGCUCAACGAAUUAAAGAAGAAAACUUGAACAUUAUAUGCAUACCAACUUCAUUUCAGGCAAACCAGCUUAUCCAGGAGCACCGUUUGAAUCUCGGGACGCUAGAAACUUGUCCAAUAUUGGAUGUGGCCAUUGAUGGUGCAGAUGAAACUGAUAAAGAUCUGACAUGCAUUAAAGGGGGUGGAGCUUGCUUAACUCAGGAAAAAAUAGUGGCUUCAUGUGCAAAGCAGCUUGUUAUCAUUGCGGAUGACAGAAAAGAUUCUCAAGAGUUGGGCACCAAUUACAAGAAAGGAAUACCAAUUGAAGUCAUUCCUAUGGCAUAUAAACCAGUGCAGAUGAAAAUCCAGGAUAUGUUUGGUGGUGAAGUGAUUCUCAGAAUGGCCCAGCAAAAAGCUGGUCCAGUAGUAACAGACAAUGGUAACUUUGUGUUGGACUGGAAGUUCACAAAGCCAUGUGACAGUUGGGAUAAAUGUAACACCUGCAUUAAGAUGAUCCCAGGUGUGGUUGAAACAGGCUUGUUCAUCAAUAUGGCAAAGGUGGCUUAUUUUGGAACAGCAGAUGGAAAAGUCAACAAGAGAUUAUUUAACAAGCUCCAAUUAUAAACAAACUUUCACUAAAAUGUACAGUGCUAGCUUUCAUCUUAGUACAAGUUAGUAGAACUAUAGUGCCAUACCAGAAGAAUUUAGUGAAUAUGACAAGUGCUGGAAACAAAAAAUGGGUGAUAGAAGACUCAUUGGGCAUUUGCUUGCUGUGUGACUUGUUCACGGGACUUUAUCCGUCUUUUGAUUCAGAAGUAUAAAGUAAUGUCCUUGUAUUGUGUCAUUCAUGCGGUAAUAUUUAAAUAGUGCCUGUUUGGGAGGGUAACUGUUGAAAUUGAUACCCCGAGAAAACCAUUGUCAACCGACGCGAAGCGGAGGUUGACAAUGGUUUUCGAGGGGUGUCAAUUUCAACUGUUACCCUCCCAAACAGGCACUAUUUAUUUUGUUAUACUGAAUAUCUUAAUUUUAAAGAAAACUUUGCUGCUUUUAUAUAGGAAUAACGUGAAUUCUACAGCGAACUGUACAUGCAUAAUUUUCGCACAUGUAACAAUUUGUAAUGUUACCCGUUGCUAUCGCUGAGGGAAAUAGAACGGAUUAUGAACUGCGUCUUAACCAUUCAGAUUUCAGUAUUUAACAUGAAAGUAUAACAAAAGCACAUAGUACAGACACCGCUGAUCAAGCAUAUCCUGGUUGUCAUUUUAUUUACUGUAUUCGUGUAAAGAAAACCUAAUGAUCUUCAUCCUUCAAUAUACUACAUUUAUGUAUUGGGUAUUUGUGUCAAGCUCUCUCUAAAAACAGUCCUAUGAUUCUGAAAUGUCUUAUUUGUUUAUCAAAAUUUCUAUGUAUUUCUUAGACAUGUAUUUGUAUAUAGGGUGAUUUAACCAUGCAUCGGACACAUACCUUGGAUCGGACAACUUUGUUUAUAAAUAUACAAAUAAAUGUGCAUGCGCUCAUGUGUUGUUUCGUAUAUUCCUGAAUUAGAACAAAUGAACUUUAUCAUUAUUAAGAAUUUGACAGUCACAUUGUCAAAGAAAUAGCAAUAUAGACAUCGUAAAAUGACAUCAAAUACGCCAUUAUUGAAAAUUUAGUUACGAAGAUUUUACACUAAAGCAUUAUUUGAAUGUUGUGCGUUUGAUUGUGAAUUAGUGAAAAUGCACUCUCUGCCUAAAAUAAUUAGAAAGAAGUAAGUUUUGAAACAAAAUUUGAUUAAAAUAAGUCCAAGAAAUUUAAACAAUUAAUGUCAAGGUCAUUAUUGCACCAUAUGUUCAUUUCACCAUGGAUCGGACAAAAGUUAACCAUGCAUCGGACAGUUUUCACUGCAUGAUUUUUUCUAAUAAUAUGGAUAUUAUGUGCCCAUUCCUUGUGAUAUACUUUAAAUGUGAAGUAAAAUAUAAAUUUAAAAAAUAAUUGAUACAAACAUUUUCCUCAAACCACUUAAAAAUCGAGUUUUACGGACAAACCCUUUUUAGUCCAAAGUUCCUGUAGGAGCUGGCACGAUAAAGAACCCCUUAUGAUAAAUAUUCCUUUAAACAGAAGCACUAGUCUAAAUUCCUAUAUGUAGAUUCAAGGACUUACAUUAAAAGAAAUAUGAAUUGCAAUUGAAUAAAUUAAUAUUUCCGAACCUUUGUAUUUUUGCAUUAAAACCAGAAAAUGUUGUUAUUUUUAAUCUCUACUGUACUGCUAUAGCUGUCCGAUGCUUGGUAAAUAUUGUCCGAUCCAUGGUGAAAUUGUUCAACGCUUCAUUAAAUUGCUUUAUUUUCUACAUUUUUAACAAUUUCACAAUUUUUUCUUCAAUAAUUAAGCAAGGGGAAAACCUGGAACUUUUAAAACAAGUUUUAUUUAUAUUUGGACGAUAUUUGAUGCGUGAACAAAGGGAAAAAUCCAAAGGUGUCCGAUGCAUGGUGAAAUCACCCUAUGUUGAAAUAAAAUAUUUUCAAUUUGUUCAA